UCGCUGGUUUGCAUACAAUAUGCGUCUUCUCAAAUCUUCGUUUCCUGCCGUGACCCGCUCUUCAAGAUGCUAUUUCCAAAGUGUGACCAAAAGAUGGAAUUCAGUAUCACAACGGCCAGGCUCAGAUCGAGUACGCUUUCCUGGUGCCAUAGACAGCAAGUUCACAACCAAUCUUGACUUUACCCGGCCUUCGAACAAGAAAGCCAUGCCGACUUAUCGCAUCCUCGACCAAGAUGGUGUAAUUGUCGACAAGUCACGGGAACCAUCAGAUAUCUCAGAUGAACAUUUGGUCAAGAUGUACAAGGAUAUGUUGAGCGUGAGCAUCAUGGAUGUAAUCAUGUUCGACGCGCAAAGACAAGGCCGUAUCAGUUUUUACAUGGUCUCAGCAGGAGAAGAAGGCAUAGCAGUCGGCUCAACCUCCGCCUUAGACCCCAGUGAUCCCAUCUUUGCCCAAUACCGCGAAACCGGCAUUUUCAAGUAUCGCGGCUUUACCCCUACAGACUUUAUGAACCAACUCUACGCCAACAAGCACGAUCCUGGUUUGGGUCGCAACAUGCCCGUCCAUUACGGAAGCACGAAGUAUCAUAUCCACACCAUCAGUUCACCUCUAGCCACCCAAAUCCCUCAGGCUUCUGGUGCUGCUUAUGCGGUCAAGAUGCAGAAUGCCAUGAACCCCAAAGACACACAACGCUGUGUGGCAUGCUACUUUGGCGAGGGCGCAGCGAGUGAAGGCGACUUUCACGCUGCACUAAACAUUGCCGCUACCAGAAAAUGUCCCGUCAUCUUCAUCUGCAGAAACAAUGGUUAUGCAAUUUCGACGCCAACGCUUGAGCAGUACCGUGGUGAUGGUAUUGCAUCCAGAGGUGUAGGCUAUGGCAUUGACACCAUCCGCGUGGAUGGCAAUGACAUCCUCGCCGUCAGAGAGGUCACCAAAGAGGCUCGCAAGAUGUGUCUCGAAGAUGGCGGUAAACCCAUCUUGAUCGAAGCAAUGAGUUACCGUGUCUCGCAUCACAGUACAUCCGACGAUAGUUUUGCUUACCGCGCCAAAGUGGAAGUGGAAGACUGGAAGCGCAGAGACAACCCCAUCACUCGCUUACGCAAGUGGAUGGAAGGAAAAGGCAUCUGGGACGACGAGAAGGAAAAGGAAGCUCGAGCAGUACUAAAGAAGGAGAUCUUGGAUGCAUUCAAGCAAGCCGAGAAGGAGAAGAGACCAGCAUUGAGGAACAUGAUGGAAGGAGUUUACGAAGAGCUGACCGAGGAGCAGAAGGAACAGAUGGAGAAGCUCAGGUCUAUUAUCGAAAAGUAUCCUGACGAGUACGACGUCAGUGAAUACGAAGGUGGGCUCGAUAGUCUGAAGAAU
Molecule: messenger RNA, 1360 nt
Organism: Aureobasidium musti
Lineage: Eukaryota; Fungi; Ascomycota; Dothideomycetes; Dothideales; Saccotheciaceae
Source: the annotation of a GenBank genome assembly